AUGGAUAGUGAAAUAUCGCAUCUUCCGUAUAAUGAUACUGAUUCUCAUGGUAAAACUAAUAUAAACAUAAAGCAUAGUUUAGACCAUGGUAGACUAGAUAUAAUAAGGGACAGUAUUAGAGAUGCUGUGCAUAACUUCAAGCACGCUUUUAAUAACUCUGAUAAUGAGAGAAAAAUUGAUGUUUAUAUCUUGAACAGCUUUGAUGAUUAUCAGGAAUACUUAAAAAGUAUGGGAAAAACUAUGGAUAAGGGUGUUGUUAGUUAUACAGCGAUGAAUAACUUCGAUUCUGAUAAGCAUGCUGUAGGUGGUAAUGGUGCUGAUGUAUAUGUCUAUCUUGAUCAGGAAGGAAAUGUGAAUCAAAGCACACUAGAGCAUGAAAUUGGGCAUGCAAUGCAGUUAACAAAUCUUGGUUUGAGCUAUAUUUUACCUACAGCAGUACGUGAAGGUAUGGCACUCUAUGUUGCUGGGUUAGAAAAUGGCAAUCAUAUAAAUGACCGUGAAGAUAUUAAUGCUCUUUCCGAAAUAAAAAGCAAAAAUCUGAAGAUAGAUGAGAUAAUACGUGACGGCUAUUAUAGUAAAAAUUGUUAUUCAGAAAUAGAGCAG
Molecule: messenger RNA, 603 nt
Organism: Cinara cedri
Lineage: Eukaryota; Metazoa; Arthropoda; Insecta; Hemiptera; Aphididae
Source: the annotation of a GenBank genome assembly